GGGAAAUGUGCUUAACCUCAAAAAAAACUAGAAAUUUUCGUUGCGCACUGUUGGCGUGAAUCGUUAAAGUUACCAAAUCAAGCCGACAAAAAACCAAAAGUUACUAACCGACUAGCUUUUUGCCGCUCCAAGUAAAAAAUUGUGCAAGUAAUGGCCGGUAAACGACGUCGCCCUAGCACAACCGAAGCCGGAGCCACCAAGCCCAAGCGCGCGAAGUUCACUUUAGACAGCGUGAAAUUACCAGAGACUACUCGUGAAGGGGUUCUGCUUGUUACGGGAGCCGGCGACUGCGGCCAAUUGGGUUUGGGGCCCGAUGUGUUGGAGAAAAGUAGGCCCGCGCUAGUGCAAACAAGUGAUGAAAUUGUCGAUAUUUGCGCUGGGGGUAUGCACACGGUUUGCUUGACCAAAGAAGGCAAAAUUUUGAGUUUUGGGUGUAAUGACGAGGGGGCACUUGGACGUAUCACGGAGGGCAAGGAGGAUGCGGAAUCCACUCCUGGCGAGGUUGAGUUGCCUGGGAAAGUUAUACAGAUUACGGCGGGGGAUUCACAUUCGGCUGCGUUACUGGACGAUGGGAGGGUGUUUGCAUGGGGGACAUUUCGUGACUCACAUGGUAAUAUGGGCCUGACUUUACGAGGAAACGAAAAGUUACCUUACGAAAUUAUCCAGGAGGUACACGUUAUCAAAAUAGCGUCAGGGGCCGACCACAUUGUUUUUUUAACAAACCAUGGAGAAGUUUACACUUGUGGAUGUCCUGAGCAAGGACAAUUGGGCCGAACGAGCGAGAGAGGUAGCAGUAGGAAUGCUAGAAGUAAUAUGGGCAAGGGACAAAUAGCAAAAUUGUUACAACCCACAAUCAUCAGUCUAAAGCCCAGUUUAAAGCUUCAUUUUGACAACAUCUGGGCUGGCACUUAUUGCACGUUUGCCAAAGUGGCCGGCAAAAGUGAUAUUUACGUCUUCGGACUUAACAAUUAUAACCAGUUAGGUUUAAAAAGCUUAGCACCUCAGUAUUUACCAAUACUUUCCAAGGAGUUUUCCAAAUACAAUUGGAGCAUGAUUUCGUCAGCUGAACACCACACUAUUGCGUUGACUGAAAAUGGAAAAACUUACGCCAUUGGUAGGAAGGAUUACGGGCGUCUGGGGCUAGGCAAAGAUUGUGAGGAUGCAUCAGAGUUGACUGAAAUCCCAGCUUUAAAGGACAAAACUGUUGUUUAUGUGGCUUGUGGCUCGUCCACUUCUUUCGCAGUCACUGACAAAGGGGAGCUUUAUGGCUGGGGUAUGGGAACAAAUGGCCAGUUAGGGAAUGGUGAAGAAGAAGAUUGUUUCGAACCCACUUACGUGAAAAGCAAGCAGCUGACAGACAGGCCAGUUUUUAAAGUCAGUGCCGGAGGACAACAUGCUGUUAUUUUAGCAACAAAUUCGAAUAAUAAUAAAGGUGACUCUUAACAAUUGCUUCGAAGUGAGUAUUUGUCAAUUUAGCUGCAACAAUAAUUUUGUGUAUCCAGGUAGAGAUACACUCACAUUUUUUAUUUGAUUGAAUGUUGGAGAAUUGAGUACCGUUUUUGUAUAAUUUGUAUUGUUCACUGCCGUUACGUUAAUGUUCUUAGUAUUCGUUUGGUCAAACAAGAAGUGAAAAUAUUGUUAUUGUUAGUGCAGCAAUUAUAUUUUGAAACUUU
Molecule: messenger RNA, 1673 nt
Organism: Tribolium castaneum (red flour beetle)
Lineage: Eukaryota; Metazoa; Arthropoda; Insecta; Coleoptera; Tenebrionidae
Gene: Rcc1
Product: Regulator of chromosome condensation 1
Exons: 8
Coding region: 151-1443 (430 amino acids)
Cellular component (GO): cytoplasm
Molecular function (GO): guanyl-nucleotide exchange factor activity
Source: RefSeq, a predicted model, not a curated record